AUGUUUGUUUGGUUAUUAAACCUCUUCAUUAUUUCAUCGUUUUCUUUAAUUAUUCAGAGAAAACAAGACUGUCCAAAUAAAAUUAAUGAACUUACAAGGUUUCAGUUUGGUACAAAUGGUAGUUUAUCUUUUAAUUUACAUAAAAGCAGAAGGAAAGAAUUAAUUCAAACAACAAUUACAAUAUGUCAAAUUCCUAAUAAUGGAGAGAUGAUAAGUUGUGAAAAGAUGCAACAACAAUGUCAAAGUUUUGAUUUAUAUGAUUUAGCUAAAGGAAAUAUUACAUUAAAUAUUAAUAUUACUAUUCCAGAUGAAUAUGGAAUUUAUAUUCUUCAUUGUGGAAAAAGUAGAAACAUUGAAUUAGAUUAUACAUUACAUUUAAGAAAUGGAUUAUCAGAAUUAUCAACAAAUGAAUUAAAGAAUUAUAUUGCAAGUUGCUCAAUAGAAAUUCUUUGGAUUAUAACAAUAAUAAUAGUAAUAAUUAUUUAUUUAGUGUAUCAUAACAACACGUCAUUUGUUCAUUUUAUAAUAGUGGGAAUUAUAUUAAUUUUAUGUAUUAAAGAAGGAUUUCAUAUUUAUUAUUAUAUUUAUUAUAACAUUACAGGAACUCCUAAGUAUCAAUAUAUGACUAUUAGUAAAUUAUUUGAAUCAUUCAGUGAUAUUUUAUUAACUCUUCUUAUUACUUUUAUAACAAAAGGUUGGCUAAUAAUUUAUAAAUCUAUUCCAAUUAAUCGUUGUAAAACAUUACUUAUUGGGAUAUUAAUAUUUUCUAUUUGUUUAUUACUUCAUUGUUUUAUUAGUAAUUCUUUUAUUUUAUUAGCUUUAAUUAUAGCAUUUUUCUUUAUUAUUCCAACUGAACUAUCGACUCUUUCAUUAAAUAUUAAAGUAAUUCAAUUUCAUAUUUUAACAAAUAACAGCAAUAAUUAUUCUCAUUUAAAACGUAAAAUAUUAAUUUCUCGUUUAUUAAUUGGUGGUUUAAUAACAUUUUGGAUACUUUUAUUCCUUGAUAAUAUUGCUAUUCUUUAUGCAAUUCAUAAAACAUUACCAAUCUUUAUCAUUUCUCAAUUAUUACUACGGUUCUUCUUAGUUCUAUGGACUUUAUUUGUUAUUUUUCCAUCAAAUUCAUUUUUUGAACCAAUAGCAGAAAGUAUUAAUUCUGUUAUUUUAAAUCAAAUAGUAACAACUCCUCUUAAACCUCGUGUUUAUGAAGUAACUGAAAAUAUUCAAUCAUUGUUUGAUUCUCAUAAUAUCGUUUUAUUUUGUUAUUCAAGAACAACAAAUUUGUUGAGUAUAAAUCCAUUAUUAUUAGACGGUAUUUUAUUAACUCCAGAAGUAAGACAAAACAACAAAUUGUUUAUCGAUUAA
This is a messenger RNA of Entamoeba dispar SAW760, 1362 nucleotides long. RefSeq lists its product as uncharacterized. The coding region runs from base 1 to 1362 and encodes 453 amino acids. The record is from RefSeq and is a predicted model, not a curated record. The transcript has a single exon. Lineage: Eukaryota; Evosea; Mastigamoebida; Endamoebidae. Gene Ontology annotation, cellular component: membrane.